CAGAUCUACAGAAUUGGGCUAACGAAGUGUGCAGCCAAAUAAAAGGAACAAAGGAGCCCCCAAGGGAUGCAUUUGUUACCAUGAAUACCACGAACGCCGCUGUCCCCCAGACCUCUGAAGGCGUGUGUCUCCUGGGCCCUGGUGGCUCUCCCGCCCCUGGAAACUUGUGCUGCAGCAGCGCUCACGCUCCUUGCAGGAACGGGAGCCCUGGCAUGGUGCCGUGCGAGGUGGGAGGGAGCCUCCAAGAGUUUUCUGUGGUAACUGAGACUGAUGAUGACCAUUUCCCACCAGUUCCUACAGAAGAUGAAUACAUGGAUAAGGAUCUCAAUACCACUGAUUAUUUAUCUUUACUGAGUCGGACUGCCAGUAAAACCAUGUCAUCAUUUUCAGAACCAAUGGAGGCUGGGGAGAACGACAGCUUAAAUCAGUACUUUUCAGGGAUUGGGAGCACAGAGGACAUAUCAGUCUCUCAAGGCUCUCACCCUUCCUCCAAUAUGGAUGGGGCACACGCUGCCACAGACAAACUUCUUCAGAAAUCUUGCCAACGUGCCCACAGUUGCCUGAAGGAAACAGGCAGCAAAGACACAGAUCGUUUUGCAACAAACUGUGACUCGGAGAAGAUCUGUGUGAGGUGUGGCGCUUUGUACAGGGAAUGCCACAGAAAGUGGAGCAAACCCUGUUGUGCUGCGGCUGACAAUGCCUCCACCUCCCCAGAAACUGGAUGCUAUGCACAGUGCACCUGUGGCUUGAAUUCUUUCUCUGCUGGUCAGAGCAGUCUAGCCAGUGAUCAUGGUAUGGAAGAUGCAUCUUCAGAUAGUACCAACAUGAAGUACCAGAACACAAACAGAAGCGCUUCAGGAACAAACAGCAGCACUUCAGACCUCCCUCCAGCAUCUGGAAAUGUGACUGGAAACAGUAACUCCACCUUUAUCUCAAGUGGACAAGUAAUGAAUUUCAAGGGCGACAUCAUUGUUGUCUACCUUAGCCAAAACUCCCAGGAGGGGGCAACGGCCUCGGGGCCGAGCGAGGAGAACGUGGGCAGCCCGGUGCAGGAGGAAAACCUCAGCCGCUGCGAGACUUUCGCCGGCAACGCCCAGCACUACAAGGAGAAGUGUGCCGAGCUGCAGGGCGCCU
Messenger RNA from Pelecanus crispus (Dalmatian pelican), 1134 nucleotides. NCBI's taxonomy places the organism in Eukaryota, Metazoa, Chordata, Aves, Pelecaniformes, Pelecanidae. The record is from RefSeq and is a predicted model, not a curated record.